AUGGCAGAAGUUCAAGCCCGCGGCAGCGGCACAAGAGGACGAGGCGGGUUUCGAGGCGGCCGAGGCGGAUUCAGAGGCGGCCGAAAUCCCAGUAGAACACACCACAAAGCCGAUCACGAGCAGGAGAGUAUCCCUCCCACCACCCUGGAAGAUCAAGGCGAAGUGGGUGAAUUAAAAAAGAAAUUCGGUGACAAAGUUCCCCUGUUGAAAGAAAUUUGUCCGGGAUGGAGCGAUGAAGAUCUGGUUUACGCGCUGAACGAGACCGAUGGCGACGUCAAUGCCGCUGUCGACCGAAUCUCCAGUGGUACCAUUUCACAGUGGGGCGAAGUCAAGAAGAAGCAUCCAAAGCCGAAAGAGACUCCUCCUGCAUCAACCGAAUCUCCCUCUCGAGGCCGAGGACGUGGUAACUUUGAAGGUCGAGGACGAGGUCGCGGAACCGAACGUGGCGCCGCUAGAAGCGGCCGUGGUUCGAAAUCGGCUACACACACAAAUGGUACCAAGAGCACGAAGACUGCAGAUGAUUGGGAUCAUACCGCCACGACUCAAACUACUGAAGCCGUCGGAGGUUGGGAUACGGCGCCUACCAAUGGUGACACUCCCGCAGCAGACGACUGGGCAAAUGAGCCCGGCAAGGAUUCAUUGACAUCUCCGCAAACCGACGAACCUAAGCCUGCAGUCGCCGCGGCGGCGGCGGCGACUGCGAAACCGGGUGGAUGGGCCGGAUUGUUUGCAAAACCACCCCCAGCGCCGAAGAAGGCACCCGCACCGCCCCCUGUCACGCAGGAUGAAGAAACGGCGGCCGAACCUGAACCUACCGUGGAAGAAUCCCCCCCAACAGAGCCGGUACUUCCUCCGCCUAUUGAGGCAAUCCCCAGCGAAGGAGGACCGAGUGAGCUACCAUCUGCACCGCAUUCCGAUACAGGAAGAGAUCUGACGCCUUCCAAAGAUGAGCUGACCGAGAAGAACUUGGAAAAGCUGCCCAAUACGUCACAUCCACCUCCUUCUGCCACCGCAGCAAGUACAGUCGCCAGCACUCUCGACCCUCUCGCCGCGGCCGAGGCCACGAAAGUCCGACCCGGACCAAUCUCUGGUUACGCUGCCACGGCCCUGAAAGCGACGGGUGCAACAGGGCGAUCUGUCAGCCAUGCUCGAAAGGUCCUGGAGCAACAAGAAGCGGUGGUCAUGCCCGGGAACCUGGCCGUGGAGAAGACGUCCCUUCAAUUCGGCAAGAUGGGAUUGAAUGGACCUGAUGAUGUGGAUAUGGACGUGGAUGAGGACCGAGAGGAACCGGAAACCAGAACCCAGCUUCCAGAUGAUUCCCCGGCGGCUCCACGCGCCUCAUUACCUCCAGCUAUUCCCUCUGAGACGCAGCAGGCUCCUGCCCCGACUCAACCACCGGCGGAAGCCCCGUCGGCAGUGCCGAGACAAGCCCCCGGCCUCCCUCCGCUCUCCCAACAAGCGCAACAAGCCUCGCCUCCAUCCUCUUCGACCUACACCGACCAAUAUCGGUUUGGACAAGGACAGAAGCCGUACGAUCCUUUCGGUCAGCAACCUCAGUCCACGCAGACCCAUACCCAAGCGCAAGAACCCUUCUCCAAUCAAGUUCCAAAUCAACCGGCCACAGCGACCUCACAGGCCGAUUAUUCUUCCUACUAUGGACGCGAUGCAUACAACUACUAUGGAGGAUAUGGCCAUGGUCAAGACGGUCAGCGGACGGGCAGUACAUUUGGGACUUCAGGCCCUGACAGUCAAGGUCACUACGCCACCUCACGCCCGCAGCAAGGAAUGGGUCACCAAGAUGCUCAGGGUAGUGGACAAAACACGCCUGCGCCGGCCAUACCGAGUCACCACACUCAACAUUCCGGCCACAUGCCACAAAAUCAAGGUCACGGAUACCCCGGCUACGGCUACCCGAAUGCGUACAAUCAGCAGUACCCGCAAUAUUCGGCCUCUUACAUGAACCAAAUGAACCAUCGUUUUGGAUCGAAUCGACCCAUGUACGACGAUGUUCGUCGUCAGGACAACGACUUCUACGGCGGUCAGUACAGCUAUGGACAAAAUCAUUAUGGCAGUGCCUACAAAUCCAGCAUGUAUGGUCAACCCCAGCAAGGCUAUUCUUACGAACACUCUUCCUCUCCUGCUAAUGUCAAUGCUUUUGGUCGUGACGGAGGGUAUGGACGGACGGGAUCCGCUCAGCCUUCUGAAGCGCAGCAAAAUGCAGCCGGCAAUACCGCAUUCGGUGGUGUUCCUGAUCCAUUCGGUCGAAGUUCUUCUGGCUUUGGACAAACUCAAGGCAUGAAUCAACAGCACGGCGCACCCGGGAGUGAGGAUCCUUCUAAAGCUUCUGGUCCAAGCCCUUCGAUGCAAGGUGGUCGCCCCGGAUCUGCGGUCAACAGCCUGCCCGGUCAACAAGGUGGGUUGCCUCCUCCAUCUCAGCAUUCGGGUCAACAAGGUUAUGCUGGCUAUCCCCACUACGGCGGGGGUUUGGGCAACGUGUCGGGCCACCAAAGCACUCAUCAAAACACCGGAUACGGGGCCUAUGGCUCGAAUACUGGAUUUGGAACUUAUGGUGGUUAUGGAAGUGGCAGAGGAUGGACCGGCAGCUAUGGGUCGGGACAUUAA
This is a messenger RNA of Rhinocladiella mackenziei CBS 650.93, 2622 nucleotides long. RefSeq lists its product as uncharacterized. The record is from RefSeq and is a predicted model, not a curated record. Lineage: Eukaryota; Fungi; Ascomycota; Eurotiomycetes; Chaetothyriales; Herpotrichiellaceae. The transcript is spliced from 2 exons. Gene Ontology annotation, cellular component: cytoplasm; nucleus. The coding region runs from base 1 to 2622 and encodes 873 amino acids. Gene Ontology annotation, molecular function: ubiquitin binding.